UUUGCAAGGAAAAAGACACGAGAGAGAGAGAGAGAGAGAUCCACUUAGAAACGUAUAUUCCCAUAUCCCAAACGUGCACAACAUUUAAAAACACAUCUUAAGACAACUUUGAAAAUCUCAUUGCCUCAAAAACAUUCUCAACUCUUUAUCCAAGCACAAAGAUACUUCGAUCAUAUGGUGACAGAAGCUAUGAAAGCCAAGGCAGAGGUCUACCAUGGAGACAAAACAUGCAGAGACAAAUUCCGUUCCCUUUUGUCUCAAAUCGGUUUACCAAACCGGCUCCUUAGUAACCAGGAGAUUGAAGAAUGUGGUUACGUGAAGGAUACGGGUUUCGUGUGGUUAAAGCACAAGAAGAAAGACGAGAAAAAGAGGUAUCAGGACUUGUUUAGAUUCGAUAACGUUGCGGUGUGUUUCGAAGAUGAAGUCACUGCGUAUUUCGAACCCAACAAGAUCAAGAAACUCACUGGUGUUAAGGCCAAGGAGUUCAUGGUACGGAUCUCGCUCGGUGAGAUUCUUGUAAACCGUUCUUCUGGUUUGAUAACGUUCAAGACACAUGUCGGUUUAUUGUCUAAGUCGUUGCCCUUGUCCGUCUUUGAAGACGUUCAAGCUGAUCAUGAUAUCAAGGAGAAGACAAAGAAGGUUCAACAAAAAUUAAACAACACCAAAAUUUGUUUAUAUUGAAAGAAAACAGAUGAAACAAGAUGUAUAUAUGUAUAUCUUUUCAUAUGUUUUUAUAUUUACUUAAAAAUCAAUUUCUUCGGUUAAACAUUGUACAUAUACAAAACUAUUCAUUUAAUCAUUUCUACAAAUUUUCAGGAAAACAUAUAAAAUAAGAUGUAUAUGCAUGUAAUUAUUUUCAUGUUUAGGAUCAAUCUCUUUUAUCUAUAAUCUGACUAGACGGUAAAUAGUCAUAUCCAAUAUAAUUAUUUUUAAGUUUAAUUUAUACGACUCAAAUUGGUUUAAACUGUUACAAAUCAAUUAAAGUUAAUCUAAAUGGAUUAUUGCUCUACAUUAGUUAAUCAAUCAAUAAUAUUAAUAUAAAUUCACAAAGACACAAACCUAUCUAAUUUUUUAUAAUGAGUCAAAAUAAUAUUAUAAUUAAAUCUAAUAUUAGAUAAAAAUAAUUAGUGAUUUGUUUAUUCUUUGUCUAGGCUUCAAAUAAUUUUUCUAUUCGUUAAUUCUUUACAAAACUCCUAGUAGCCUAGCAAAUUUUUAACACUGACAUAAACUAUUCAUUUAACCGUUUAUAAUAAAGGAUAUAAAAAACCUUGAACCAAUUUUCACAAACACUAAAGGAUCCAAGAAAAUAAACAAAAGAAGAAAUGUAGAAAAUGCAACAUCAAACAUCCCUUAUAUAUUAAUUGAGGAACAUUUGAAAAGAUGUAACCUCAAUUUUGUAUUAAUUAAAAGAGGCCCCAAUGCAUAGGUGG
This is a messenger RNA of Brassica napus (rape), 1430 nucleotides long. RefSeq lists its product as uncharacterized. The transcript has a single exon. The record is from RefSeq and is a predicted model, not a curated record. Bases 175 to 681 code for a protein of 168 amino acids. Lineage: Eukaryota; Viridiplantae; Streptophyta; Magnoliopsida; Brassicales; Brassicaceae.